Molecule: messenger RNA, 3186 nt
Organism: Betta splendens (Siamese fighting fish)
Lineage: Eukaryota; Metazoa; Chordata; Actinopteri; Anabantiformes; Osphronemidae
Product: BMP/retinoic acid-inducible neural-specific protein 3-like
Exons: 7
Coding region: 557-3031 (824 amino acids)
Biological process (GO): positive regulation of neuron differentiation; negative regulation of mitotic cell cycle
Source: RefSeq, a predicted model, not a curated record
GGCGCUCAUUCAUCCACCAGCUCGCGCCGCGGAGAGAGGCGGGAGGGGGGGGGGCAGCCAGCUCCCACGCGCAUUUCUCAGCCGUCAGCCGCGGCGCAGUGGCGGGAUUUCACUCACUCAGGAUGGAGAUAUAUGUCGUUUUCGCGCGACCUCUGGAAAUAUCUCGCUCGGGGUGAACUCCCCUGCGUUCUGCAACUUCCCGCCGCGAGGCGGGCGGACGCUCGGACGCCGGAGCGUCGUCUCCCCAAAUAAAGUUGGAGAGGAGAGCGGACAUUAAGUUGGAAGCAGCGCUCCGACUGAAGAGGUUUUAUUCACAGCCCUCGUAAGAUCGGAAGAAUUCAGCCCCUGCUGAAUAAUUAGGUAAGUGUCCUGUCGCUAACGGGCUGAAAUACGGCACCGGCGCGUGCAGUCGGGCUGUUUCACCUCUAACGCUCGUGCGCCACCGCCACAAUCUGCGCCCAGAUGUGCCCCGCGCGCCACUUCUUCCUCCCCUAAACGCGCCGAACCGUCCGUCCUCCUCCGAGUCCGGAGAGAAUGAGGUGUCGCUGGGUGAAGCAUGAGCUGCCAGAGGAUCGGUCAUAGGCGGCUGUCUCUGCUAUGGGAGGGGGCGGCUCUCAGCCUCUGGCUCAGCUGCUGCUGGACCCCCAGGACCGCCACCUCCGCCGCGGCCGCCGCCGCCGGCCCAGGCGACGGCGGCCCCGACUCCCUGGGCUGGCUGCUGUCCGAUAAAGGACCCUUCCACCAGUCGCUGGAGUUCACGGAGGCUGCGGAGCGGUACCAGCAGGGCUUCAGCACCAGAUACAAGAUCUACAGGGAGUUCGGUCGAUGGAAGGUCAACAGCCUGGCUGUGGAGAAACGGGACGCCUUCGGCGGCAGCGGUGGUCUGGCUCUGCCCCUCGACCCCGACUUCAUGCAGACCAUCCGCCAGCUGGGGAGGCGGCCGACCCUCCAGACCAUCACAGAGAACGUGAUCAAGAAGUACGGCACCCACCUCCUGCUCUCGGCCACUCUAGGAGGGGAGGAGGCGCUGACGAUAUACGUGGACAAACGGAAGCUCGUCCAGGAGUCGUCGGCCUCGGGCGCCGACGGCAGGAGCCCGAACGCGACGGGCGCGGUGACGCUGGAGGCGCUCCAUCAGCUGGCCGCGUCCUACUUCACGGACAGGGAGAGCACCCUGCGCAGGCUGCACCACCUCCAAAUCGCCUCCACGGCCAUAAGGGUGACCGAAACCAGAACCGGGCCGCUCGGAUGCAGCAACUACGACAACCUGGACACCGUCAGCUCCGUCCUGGUCCACAGUCCAGAAAACAAGGUUCAGCUACAAGGGCUCCAGGUGAUCCUUCCAGGAUACUUGCAGAGCCGCUUCAUUCAGGCCGCCCUCAACUACAUUGGCUGCAAGUCGGAGGGCCAGUUUGUCUGCCAGAACGGGGACUGCUGGUGUGAGUGCAGCGUGGACUACCCCCAGUGUAACUGCCCUCACUCGGACCUGGACACGCUGCAAAACAGCCUGUUGCACCUUCGAGAUGCCUGGAGGCUGGCCAACCAGGAGUUCGAAGAGUCUGAGGAGUUCCAAAGCUUCGUGGGGACGCUGCCAACCCAUUACGCUGUAAACACAUCUGUCGUGGAGCAGUUGUGGAGGACGGACGCCGGCCUCCUCCAGCGCCACAGGCAGCUGGAGGCCGGCGCCAACCAGCUCUUCGCCAAAGCUCGCCGCGCCGCCAACAAGCUCUUCGUCCUCAGCAAGAGAUGCAGGAAGCAGCCCAGAGUGGUGGCGCAAAGGCCGAGGAUUAAAGUCACCGGGCAAAACAUUCCCUUCACCGCACAUUCGACAGGAGCGGUAAUAACAGGAACGGCGCGAUUAACACAGUGUUGUGUCUCCGGCAGGCCUCUGCACUUCUGGCUGAGCUACGCCCUCUCGCUCCUGUACUGCUCCGAGAACAGCCAGGUGGGCGUGUACAGCGAGGGGAGCCACAGCUGCUCCUGCCCCUACAAGCACCCGCCCUGCCAGGGCCUCAUCCCCUGCUCCGUGGGCGACGGCUCCCUCUGCGCCUCCUGCUCCAACGAGAACCGGACGCGGUGCUCCGGCUGCAACCCCGGCUUCACCCUGACCCAAGGGGCCUGCCGGCCCGCCGUGCCCGACCCCACCGACCCCUACCUGGGCAUGGAGAGCGACCGGGACCUGCAGGACCUGGAGAUGCGCUACCUCCUCCAGAGGCGCGACCCGCGCAUCUCCCUGCACGCCGUCUUCGUGAGCAACGACGUGCGGGUGAACACCUGGUUCGACCCGUCCUGGAGGAAACGAAUGCUGCUGACCCUCAAGAGCAACCGGGUGAAGUCCAACCGUGUCCACAUGCUCCUCGGGCUCGCCCUUCAGUUCUGCCUCACCAGGAACAGCACUCUGGAGCCGGCCCUGUCUCUGUUUGUGAACCCCUUCGGCGGGAGCCAUUCUGAAAGCUGGACCAUGCCUAUAGGCCAGCAUGGGUACCCCGACUGGGAGCGGACCAAGCUGGACAUCCCGUUGGACUGCUAUAAUUGGACGCUGACUCUAGGAAACAGAUGGAAGAGCUUUUUCGAGACGGUUCAUUUCUACCUGAGGAGUCGCAUCAGGGACUCGGUGGCGGUGGCGGGAGCGGGAGCGGGAGGAAGCAGGAACGCCACCGUGUACUACGAGCCCCUGGAGGAGACGGAGCCGCCGAACAACGUCGGCUACAUGAAAGUCAACAGCAUGCAGCUGUUUGGAUACAGCGUGCACUUUGACCCCGAGGCCAUCCAGGACCUGAUCCUGCAGAUCGAUUACCCGUACACUCAGGGAUCGCAGGACUCGGCCCUGCUGCAGCUGGUGGAGCUGCGCCACAGGGUCAACCGCCUCUCGCCUCCAGGAGGCCCGCACGUGGACCUGUUCGCCUGCCUGCUUCGCCACAGGCUCAAACUGUCGAGCACGGACGUGACCAGGAUACUCAGUGCCCUGCAGGCCUUCAGCGGCAGGCAACCCAACUAUGUGGAGUACGAGGCAAACAAACUGUGUAGUUAGUGGCCGCUACUUGAUGUUUCGUACCAUUUCUUUCUGCCGGACAGGUCUGCACUGUUUGUCGGCUGGAGCCAGUUGUGUCACGUGUAUGGUCUGGUGUUCAAGGCGUUGUUGUACUGUUCAUACACUGUGUGCGAUUAAAUUUGAUGUUUUUGUUA